CUUCCCUCGCCGCGGCUGCAGCGGCAGGCGGGGAAGCGCUCCUCGCCGCUCCGCCUCCGAUCGCCGCCCGCUGCGGGGAUGUGUGAUUGCCAUGGCGAGGCGGCUCUUCCCGGGGGCCUGGCUCAGGAAACCUCACUACGCGCAGGUACGUUUCUCAUAUACGCGGAUGAAGUAUCUCUUCAUCUCUUGGUUAGUAGUAUUUAUUGGCAGCUGGGUUAUGUAUGUUCAGUACUCCACCUACACAGAACUAUGCAGAGGACAUGACUGUAGGAAAAUAAUAUGUGAUAAAUACAAGACUGGAGUUAUUGAUGGGUCAGCAUGUAGCAGUCUUUGUGCUAAAGAAACAUUGUAUUUUGGAAAAUGUUUGUCAACAAAGCCCAAUGACCAGAUGUAUUUAGGAAUCUGGGGAAAUCUGCAAGGUGUUAUAAAAUGCCAGAUGGAAGAAGCUGCUCAACUUGAUUUUGGUACUGACCCAGAGCCAAGGAAGGAAAUAGUCCUAUUUGAUAAACCAACAAGAGGAACCACUGUUGAGAAAUUCAAAGAAAUGGUUUAUGGUCUUUUUAAAGCAAAAUUGGGUGAACAAGGAAAUCUUUCAGAACUGGUUAAUCUCAUCCUAUCUUUUGCUGAUGGAAACAAAGAUGGUAGAGUUUCUUUGCCAGAGGCGAAAUCUGCAUGGGCACUUCUGCAGCUAGAUGAGUUUCUGUUAAUGGCGAUCUUGCAGGAUAAAGAACAUACUCCCAAGUUGAUGGGUUUUUGUGGGGAUCUCUAUGUGACUGAAAGAGUUGAAUAUACCUCCCUCUAUGGAAUCAGCCUUCCAUGGGUUAUAGAACUUUUCAUUCCCUCUGGCUUCCGAAGAAGCAUGGACCAAUGGUUUACUCCAUCAUGGCCAAGAAAGGCAAAAAUAGCUAUAGGGCUUUUAGAAUUUGUGGAAGAUAUUUUCCAUGGACCUUAUGGAAACUUUCUUAUGUGUGAUACAAGUGCCAAAAACUUGGGAUAUAAUGAUAAAUAUGAUUUGAAAGUAAUGGACAUGAGAAAAAUUGUGCCAGAAAUGAAUUUGAAGGAAAUAAUUAAAGAUCGUCAGUGUGAAUCAGAUUUGGACUGUAUUUAUGGUACAGACUGUAGAACUCUGUGUGACCAAAGCAAAAUGAGAUGUACCACAGAAGUAAUUCAGCCAAACUUGGCAAAAGCCUGUCAGCUACUUAAAGACUACCUGCUUCGUGGUGCUCCUUCCGAUAUCCAUGAAGAACUAGAAAAACAACUGUACUUGUGUAUUGCCCUUAAAGUCACAGCAAAUCAGAUGGAAAUGGAGCAUUCUUUAAUACUCAAUAACUUAAAAACUUUACUGUGGAAGAAAAUUUCCCAUACAAAUGAUUCUUAGCUUCUCUACCAGCAGAAGAUAAUAUUGAUGCCUGCCUCUAGAGGUGGCCUACCCCAUUUGAUAAAAAUUAUCUGCAGCAUUUUUUAAAGAUGUUUCUUUACUCGGAUUUCAUUAAUGGCUCUAACUUGCCCUUCAGUCAGUAUCUUAUGACAGGGCUUCUCAAAGAAUGAACAUGCCACUGAAUGAUCGAGCAGAGGCCAGCAGCACUUCUGGUGUUCCAGUGGUGUGUUAUGGAAACAAAAACCCUGCAUGCUUGACUGUUCUGUGCACUUUGUCAGAUCUUGAACAGGAUGAAAGUAUUCACUGUGCCACCACAUCAACUGAUGGAACAUCUUACAAUUCUGUGAAAAUCAUUGCUCACUUGUGAAAUAUCUGCAAAAGAUUUUUAUUCCAAGUAGUUUUAUGAAGAACCACCACUACUGCAAAUAAUGUGUCUGAGUCCAAGCUGCUGUUGUGAAUAAACUGAACUGUGAGAUUGAAGUUUACUAAUACCUUGGCAUGGCAGAAUUUGCACAUUUAUAACUUUUAAACUGUGGAAAAUUAGAAUUUUAUUCUAGAGCUGACAGGUUGUAAUAUGAGACUUAAAUGAGAUUCUGUUUACACCUUGUUACCUCAUGCUUACAUCUUGAAUGUUUUAGUUCAACACUUUUUAAUUAAGUCCUUAUACAGUGAACCAUGUUGGGAGCCAAGAAUUUUAGAAUAUGUUAUUUCUUAAAAUCAUGUGUAUAGUCUAGCAGCAAUAUCAACAUCUGUUUCAAAAAAUGUAAUUAUUGUACUUCAGUUGAAACCUUUAACCCAAAUUAAGCUGUAGCAAAUAUUGGAAAGUAAGGAGUUUGUGGACUAAGCUAUUGUGUCAGAACUGAAGUUAAUUGAUUUUUAAAAAUACUGAGAGCAGAAAUGUCCAAAGUUAAAAAAAGAAGCUUGGAUACUGUAGAAAUCUGCUGUAUGACAUGUGAAACAAGUAAUAGUUGUGAAUGCAGUCUUGACUCUUUACUGUCCCUCCAAAUUUAGCUACAGAAUGGUACUUAAAUCGUCUUGAACUAUUGCAGAAGUAUGUAAGUGAGAGCUAGACCUGGAAGACACAAGCUAGAUUGUUCAGGAUCGUGGAAUAUUGCUUAAAUGGGAGCCUAUGAGAUAGUAACAAUUAGGAAUGAGGUGGAACAUAAAUUAACUGUAGUGUGUUACUAUUCUUUUUCUCUAGUAGCAUCUGAGAGUCAUUUUUAAGUCUCAAGUCAUGAGUAAAUAAACACUAUCUGAUCCUGCCACUCCACAUGGCAUGACCACUGUACCACCUUUAAUCUGCAUCCCUGUUGUUUCUCAGAUCUACAUCUAUGUUUGCAGUUAUGCAGAAUUGGAUGUCCAAAAACACCUUAAUACUGUGCUCAAUACUUAUCUGUUAAUGUUUGAUUUAUAAAUGCUUUAGGUAUGAAGUAGUUCAAGGACAAGCUUUAUUUAAAUAUUUGAAAGGUUGUUAAUUGCUUUAGGUAUCCUGUAUUAAAUCCAUUCCUUGAAUGAUUAAACUGAAGUACAGGACUAACAAAGUCACUUUUCCAAAUAUAUGUAAUAUUAUGCAGCUUGGGUUAAGAGUGUACUGUUUUGUAAACAUCAGCUUUUUAGUUUAAGAAUUACUCUGCUAAUGCUAAUUAUUGUCUCUAACUUGAUAAUGUCCUCCAACCACAAGCUAAUAAGUAUUUGUAGCCAGCAAUGCACUCAAGUGUAAAGUGGUCAUGUUCUUGGUGGAAAAAUCUGACUAAUUGCUACUAGGUUUUGGGCAGAGAUGAUUAUUGAACCCAAAAUGAUGCUGGGUAUUUUAAACAACUGGAAAACAUGUUUAAUAAUGCAGUUUGUUGUAUAGAACCUUCAUUUUUAUUGCUGUUGCAUCAAGUUGGAGCUUUCAUUGGAAAAAAAAUACACUUUUGUUUACAAUAAAUCACAGGCCUCCUUUUCUCUUUCAAUAGUGGUACUUACCAUCUAUCAACAUCUUAAAGCAAAACAUUCCUCCAUGUAGCCUACUUGACUCAUGUUUUAACUGUGCAAGCAACUUCAGGAAGUCUAAUGGGAAACAAAUAAAUUAGAAACUAAUUUAUGAAACUAUGAAACUGAGAUGUAGGAGAAAAAAAAGGGAUAGGGGC
Molecule: messenger RNA, 3510 nt
Organism: Gymnogyps californianus (California condor)
Lineage: Eukaryota; Metazoa; Chordata; Aves; Accipitriformes; Cathartidae
Gene: DIPK1A
Product: divergent protein kinase domain 1A
Exons: 5
Coding region: 92-1378 (428 amino acids)
Source: RefSeq, a predicted model, not a curated record